This is a messenger RNA of Eutrema salsugineum, 1644 nucleotides long. Its product is annotated as putative F-box protein At1g32420. The coding region runs from base 1 to 1644 and encodes 547 amino acids. The transcript is spliced from 6 exons. The record is from RefSeq and is a predicted model, not a curated record. Lineage: Eukaryota; Viridiplantae; Streptophyta; Magnoliopsida; Brassicales; Brassicaceae. Gene Ontology annotation, molecular function: protein binding.
AUGAAGACGUCUGGUACUGCUAAAAACCCUGGAAGGCUGUUUCAUGCGUGUCCACAGAGAAAGGAAGGAGAUAAUUGGUAUCAUACAUUCACAUGGACUGAUACAUGUAUGGUUGAAGAGCUUGAGGACUUGAUUGACAAAGUGGACAAUAUUGAAGAGAGUUCAACGACAUUGCAGAAGAGCUUCAAUGUUUGUGAGUCCGUGAUUGAUACAUUGACCAUGGAGACGCGUUUGUGUGAGGCUGUGGUUGCAAAAGAAGUGGGAGAUCUCAAAAUGCAGCUCCGUAGCUUGAAGAACCUUGUGGGAUUUGGUUUUGUGAUGUGCAGUCACAAAACAAGCGCACCAUCGGCGACACAACGUCUUCACUUCACCGGAAAAAGGUCCGGCGACGUCAAUAUCCCUUUGGAUCUAGUGGUGGAGAUGCUUAAAAAACUCCCUGCAAAAUCUCUUGUGAGGUUCCGAUGCGUCUCGAAGCAAUGGUCAUCAAUUAUUGGCACCCGCAGAGACUUCCUUGACUCAAUCGUGACUCGCUCUUUAGCUCAGCCGCAGCGUACACACAUCAUCUUCCAUCACCGUAGGGAUAAACCUUACUUCAUCUUCACGUCAACUACCCAAAAGAUCGCUGAUAACGAAUCAAUAUACAUCCCUGCAUUAACGCGAUCAGACUCUUAUGAUUACGUCCGCGGUUUGAUUCUUUGUUGGUCAUACGGUUAUGCUUCGAUUGCUAUAUACAACCCUACCACCAGGCAGGCCCUUUGGUUACCGGAGCAGAAACACAUGCACCUAUACAAGAACAUUUGCUUCCUUGGAUACGACCCUCUCGAGAAUCAAUACAAAGUUUUGAGCCUACGAGAACGCAGUUUGGAACAAGAUUGUCAAGUUUUCACAUUGUCAGUUCCGACGGCUGCAAACAAGUGGAGAAACAUAAAAGGCAUUGGACAUCACUAUCCAGUAAUACCUGCUAUUUGCAUCAACGGGGCUAUCUAUUACCAAGCAAGGACUGAAAAAUAUCGUCGUACAUAUGUUUUGGUAAGUUUUGAUGUUAGGUCGGAGAAGCUUGAUCAGGUCAAGGCUCCAGAAACAUUGAUGAAUCACCGCUCGAGUCUGAUAAACUUCCAUGGGAAGUUAGGAUUCAUGUGUUGCCAGAAGGGCGUGGAAAUUUGGUUUAUGGAGCAAACUGACACGACACAAGAAUGGUCCAGGAUUUUCUUUCACGAGCAGAUGGUAGAUUUAGAAAAUUGGUCGGGCUCGGGCAAAGGUGUUACUCGUGGUGGUGAGAUAGUUUUUUUCUAUAAUCGAGCCCGGUAUCAAUGCAUCGUCGCAUAUUACGAUCCGAAGCGAAACAGCAUGAGAUAUGAAGACAUUAACGAUAUUGAUCCGGCGGAAAUCAAGUUUUAUGAGGGUCAUGCUAAUGAAGAUCAUCAAAGAGUAACAACAAUACUGGAUGUGAAGCCAAAUGCAAAGCUGUUAUCGCUUGAUUGGCAACAAGAUCAAGGCUACUCCGAUGGUGGCGCCAGCGGAGGCGGAGGAAAAUCUGAAGGUGGUGGAUACGGCGGUGGCGGUUAUAUCAACGGCUUAGGUUCGUCGUGGAAUGGGUUGAUGAAUGGCUAUGGAUCGUCCACUAAAACAAACUCCUUGGUUUAA